Etheostoma spectabile (orangethroat darter) is the source of this 1068-nucleotide messenger RNA. RefSeq names its product apelin receptor early endogenous ligand (gene apela). The transcript is spliced from 3 exons. The record is from RefSeq and is a predicted model, not a curated record. Gene Ontology annotation, biological process: apelin receptor signaling pathway; heart development. NCBI's taxonomy places the organism in Eukaryota, Metazoa, Chordata, Actinopteri, Perciformes, Percidae. Gene Ontology annotation, molecular function: apelin receptor binding. Bases 387 to 569 code for a protein of 60 amino acids.
GUGUGUGUGUGUAAGGGGUUGAGGAGGGGGUGGCUGUGGGAGAGACACCCCUCCACAAUACCUCCCUCCCUUUAAAAAGGCUGUAUAAAGGAGGUGGGGGGAGAAGCACCUUUGUCACUUUGCUCUCAGACAUAGAGACAAUCACACUCACUGGACACACAAACACUUUGGACACAGACAUUCCUCAGGGACAUACUUAUUGUCCUGACAGAAGAGAUCCUUUUAGGUACUGGACCCUCUGGCGGUGGGCCUUCUGGACUGAAACAGAGCAGGAGACAGAGAACCACAUUGAGCAUCAUUAGUUCAGCUCAAAGCCAGAAGGAUUCUCCAGACUUUUGGAAAAUUAUCAGUAACUAAGCUCUUGAGAAGCUAACUGCUGCCCAGCCAUGAGGGUUUUCAACCUGCUCUACCUGCUCCUGCUACUCGUAACAAUUGUAGCAUCAGUCUCCUCCGCACCAGUCUCCUCCGGCAGACCAGAUUUACUCUACCUAAGGAGAAAAUACCACAGACACCACUACUGCCCCCACAGACGCUGCCUGCCUCUCCACUCCAGAGUACCCUUCCCCUAAGGUUGAAGAACAAGAAUGAAGGUGACCUAAGGAGAGAAAUACGAAAAUGAAGCAACUGCAGUGUGUGGCCUAAACACCAUGGAUGGGUCCCAGUACAAAGACAUAGAUUGUGAAGUGAAGCAGACAGCACGCCAAUGCCCUCCAAAGACACAGAAAGAAACUGUUUUGAUUCCCAACAAAAUAUAAACCAAGAAUUGUUAUGGCAUCCUGGUGGACACAGAUCUGGGUUUGUCCAGGUACAAGCUUCUUCUCUCUUCGUCUUGAAAAGCCAAUGCUUUUAUACUGAACAUGAACGACGGAAAAGGAGCUUCAACAACAUAAAGUAUAUUUGACACUCGACUUAAAAGCUACGGACCAAAGAGCUGGAAACAUCUUAGUGACUGCAGCUACGAUGAACAGCAUCCACAGUAUUCCUACAAAGUGUUUAAUAUUCAUGUAUGCACUUGAAAUGUUUAUUGAAUUACAUUUUAAAUUUUUUAAUAAAAAUGUAUUAAUGUAG